GGGGCGCCGCUGGCUGGAGGGAAAGGCUCGCAGGCAGCGCGGGGGCUCCGCCGGCCCGCUCUCUGCCCCCCCGCCCGUCCGGGGAAGGGUCCCCACCGGCCCCGAUGGAGCCCAAGCCGCGGCUCUUCAAGCGCGCCGCCUCCCCGGCCGGCCGGAUCUGCUCCCCGCCGCCCGGCUUGACGUCAGCGGGCCCCUGCUGCUGCCCGGACGGCAGCCCCCCGGCCGCCGGCUUGCACUGCGGGCUCAUCGCCCCCUACAAGCCGCCGCCGCCCGCCGCCGGCAACGCCGUCUACACCGUGCUGGUGGGGGACGCCUCGCUCCGGAGGAGAGGCAGGCGCCGCAGCUGCGAGGACGGCAGCGGCGGCGGGAAGAGCCCCCCCGGCAAAGGCCGGCUGCAGGUUUUGCAGAAGAGCCCCACUCACUGCAAUGGAAGAGUGCUUUCGGGAGAAGCAGAACCAGGGAACGGCCGACCCCGGCACCUUUCUGAGCCCUUGGUGCUGAAGCAGCCGGAGGAAGAGACGUCAGCACUGCAACUCCUGGACCAGACACCUCUGCGCCAUUCACCCUACAUCCCGGUGCCGAGACAAAGGAAGCUCCCAGAGAAGGCAGGAAUUGACGAGGUGAUGGCGGCUGCGGUCCUCACCAGUUUGUCCACCAGCCCUGUUGUGCUGAACAACCCACCUAGCGGCUUCGGUGCAGAAACGAGCUGUGACACAUGGAAGGAAGCUCCUGCCAUGUCUUCGAGUUGUAGCAGCAGCAGCAACAACAGUGGGGACUGGAGCUGGGACCCCCCGAGCGACCUCUCCACCCCCUCAACGCCGUCACCGCCGUUGUCCACCGACAUCGCCACCGGUUUCCUUUCAUCUCUGCAGUCAGACAUCGAGGAGACCGAAGCGACUCACUUCCUGUUUGGGGACCCCAUCCCUCGGAAGAGAAAGAACUCCACCAAGGUGAUGUUCAAGUGCCUAUGGAAGAACUGUGGGAAGGUGCUGAGCAGUUCCUCUGGCAUGCAGAAACAUAUCAGGACCACCCACCUGGGACGGAAGGCAGACCUGGACCAGAGCGACGGGGAGGAAGAUUUCUACUACACCGAGCUGGACAUCAACGUGGACUCCCUCACGGACGGCCUGUCCAGCCUGACUCCCGUCUCUCCCACCUCCUCAGUGCCUCCAGCCUUCCCCAUCCUCGAGGAGGCACAGGCGGUCCCGCCAGUUCCAGUGAAGCCGGAGGCUCCCAUGGUGUCUCCCCUGAACCUGUCGGCAGCUACGACUAUCCUGAGCCAAUCAGCACCCACCAGCUUGUGCCAUAUCCAAACUGACCAUGCCUAUCAGGCUAUGGGUCCUUCCGGCCUCCAGGCCGACCUGAAAUCUCCACCCCCGGGAAUGGAAAUCAGCAUAGCCUGGCAGCAGCCCUCCCUUUUUCCACCUCCAUUGCCCCCGGUUCUUUUUAAAAGCCCCUCAGGCUGCUUAACUCCCAUCCGGCCAGCUGAUGUAGGAGAGAGGCGCCCACAGGUGUCUCCCAUGCCAAUUGCCAAAGGACAUCCCUUAGUGCCCCCUUCCAUGCCAAAGCCUACAACUGGCACUAGGAAGCCACGCGGUGAGGCCAAGAAGUGCCGCAAGGUGUACGGGAUGGAGAACCGCAGCAUGUGGUGCACUGCCUGCCGCUGGAAGAAGGCUUGCCAGCGCUUCGUCGACUGAGUGGCCCCUUCCACGGGACGCUGGCUGCCACGCUUGGUCCCGGUGGAGUGUUUUGCACUUGGUGCCUUCGAGCCUGACCUCCCUGUCCGUCCACUCACCCGCCUCCCUGGCAACGCCCCCACCCGAUGUGGGGGCUCGCGUCUGUGCCUUGGCUCAGGAAAAAAAGAGCAUCUGAUAUGGACUGGACUGUGGUGAUGCAGCUGUUCGGAUGCGCGGAAGGAGGACGAGAGCACCGCUGGCCCUCCCCUAUCCCUGCGGCCUAUUUAGAGAGCCGCUCGGGGUUUCCGAAGCCCAAAAUUGGAAGCUUCUAAGCUUGUGUUUUUUUUUUGUUUUUGUUUUGAAUUGCCUGCCUCCCCCACCCCUCCCGGCUUUCCUCGGGUUUCCGGCAUCUUAGUCCGCCUGCACAUGUGAAUAUGGAGUUUCCCUUUGGAAUAAGCUAUUUCUGUGCUGUUCUCCCCCUCUCCCCUUUACCUCUGCUCCUCUUCGGUGCCUCUCAGCCUUCCCUUAGACCGGGGAGGUCCGGCGAUGCCCUCGUGUUGGGAAGUUCCCACAUGAAGGAUGAUCCAAAGAGCCGAGAGAAGCCGAGCAAGCAGCUGCUUGUUGGGCCUUGGGAGGAGAGGAAAGCAGACGGUUCCGCAACGGGGAGCAUGAAAUCUCCCUCUCUUGUUUUCUUGGGCGUUUCUUUUUGCUUUGGCAAACAAUGACUGACGAAGCUGGUGUUCGAAGGAAAAGAAACGCUCUCUCCCUCCGUCGCCUCCUUCCCUAAAACCUCUUCAGGUAUUCGCAGCAGUAAGAGUUUCGUGAACAGAAAGAUCUUUCUUUUAAAGGUGCCACAUUUGAUCCGAGACACGUGGUGGGGAGAAGCUAUCCUGUGCUCCUGGAAUCCCGGCUUUCUGUCUCUCGUCAUUUGUACACACACUCCCCCGGCUUCUUCCCUGUGGGGCCUGCCGAAGAUGGCCCUGCUAUAGGAAACGUUGAGACUUUUGCCUUUGGAUAAAAGUGGCUCCAUCUGGUAUGAUGGGAUUCUCUCGGUCUGUUGCAAGGAAUAAGCUAUGCAUGGGAAAGAACGGGGUCCUUUCCCUAGCGAUCCGGAGUGGAUUUGCUUUCCAAAUUCCCCCGACUACACAAAGGGGCGCUUUCCCCUUCCAGCGGUGACUUCCACAUUCUCUUAAGUUUAACGCCGGUAGGAAAACAAGACGAGCACCAGAUCUGUCUUGGGACUGCUUCAGGAUGGCAAAGUCGGACAUUUUCGGUGGCAAAACUCAACUUUUUGCCAUUUCGUGACAAAUUUGAAUUUCAAAAUCAGGAUUCUUUUUUUUUUUAAAGUCUGACUUUCAUAUUUGGGAAGCUUGCCAAAUGCUGAACGUGAAUGCUGUCCUUUAACUUGCUCUUGCUCUUAUGUCUGAAAAUGCUGAGUCUCCUCUUUCAUUGCUUUUUGGGGUGGGGAUUGAAGGUUCAUGGUGGAGAGUUUGGUAUCCAGCAGUGUUGACCUGUUGUGCACUUAAACUGUACCGUGUGCAUGUGGGGGAGGGGCAGGAUCUCCAGUACCCGCAAUGUGUCCAAAAGGUGCUGUGGCUUUAAAUGGAGUCUAUCCAGUAUCAUUCUUGGAUAUGGGGCUGGAGGGAGCACAAGCCUGUGGGGGAAGCACUUCUGCAUCGAGACCCUUGCAAGAAAUGGGAAAUACGUGGGAGGCAUCCCAGGAGACACUUUCUUGUGCCCUAAACAUUUUAAUUGGGGGAAAGGACCCCUCUAGGAUUCCUCCCCCCGCCCCCAAUAUGUUAAAAACCUGUUGAUGUUCUUCAGACAUUGUCCUAUUCCAUCACUAGGCAGGCUGUUUUGAAAUUAUUUCGGUAACAAGCCAAAACUCAGCUGGUCUCUGUAAACAAAUCCCCCUAAGGUUUUAAUUGUAAAGUUUGCCUCGACCUUUCACAUGUCUAAAACUCAGCCAGCUGAAGAACGGGAAGCUAAUAAUGGCAAUCUUAAGAUACGGCCGUCAGUGGGGGGAAAACGGCUGGUUUUUUUGCACAAUCCACCAGGAGCAAAAGCUUCCCUGAAUGAAUGGAAGGUGCGCAGGAGCUCAUGCGUGGCUGGUCAGCGCUUCCUGGGGGAAAUUUUCCCAUGGGAUGUUGUGGGCGGGCUGUGCCCGUUGGCCUUAUUCUUUUAAAAAAAGGAGGCUGAUCAGUUUCGGGAGCACGUGCCAGAAAGUGCCUGAUUGGAUCUCUGCUCUUUGCACUACGACCGGCCGGGAGGAGGACCAAUUUUGGGUCCUUCAGAGAAAUGGAACCGAAGCAAAGUUGGUGUUUUUAGUUGGGGCUUCCUAAGUGUCCCCCUCUCCCAUUUUUUUGUUUUGCUCCCAGUAAGUAGGUUGGUUCAUACAGAGAGCUACAUUUCCCACAAUGCGUGACAUUUCCCCCUCUGUUAUCUCUCUCUCUCCCUGUAAGCAAACUUGCACUGGCUGUGGAGAGAGGCAGUAUCUACCCCCACUCCCCCAGUUCAAACUUUUGGCCACAGCAAGAGCUGGACAAAGUCCUCGCGAGCAUUCAUGUUGGAAGAUAAUCAGCCCUUCCCUACUCAGCACCCCCCUCCCUGUUCAGAGUAGCCUUUUGGAGGCUAAAGUUGCAAUCCUAUGUACACAUUUGCUUAAGAGUAAGUCCCAUUGAACUGGGGGGCUUAAUUCUGAGUAAAUAUUGGGAUCAUCCUACAUAGCAAACAACGUGUGUGUGUUUUUUGGGAAGAUUGAUUUGUUUAAAAAAAACUUGGAAUUUGGCACAAAAGCACGGGUGGGCGGGUUUAUAUUAAAAGUUUUUUAAAACAAGCAGGCCUAAUGAUGGGAGAGGAAGGCUGUGAUCCCAUUGGAAAUGGGCUGAGUGGGCUGAAACACAUGCUCGUAAGAGUCAGGUGGUUCAGCUGAGCGAUACCACGUGAAGCUCUUCGUUGUGGGGUGAGCGGGAUUUAUCUUCCACGCUGCCCAAAGCACGGCAGGGAAAGGCUAGCAUAGAACGCGCCCAUUUUCUGAAGUAGGGAAACAUUUAAGAAUGACCCCCCCCCCCCAUACGCACACUUCAAUGUGAACUGGUACAGUCCAGCAGUACAUUUUUAUGUGAGACUGCUGACCAUGCGUGGCAGGGCUAUCCCAUUUUAAUGGACUGCCACCUUGUGGCUGGAGGUAGAACAGCAAAGGGAGUGCAGGGCACUCCCCCCUCCUCUCAGCUCAGCCCGGUUGUAGCCUUGGAGUGUGUGAAUGGAAAAAAGUCUGAAAUGAAGAAUUGGAACAAUGGCUUCUACAGUAAAAUAGCAGGGUCCGAGUCUAGUGGCAACUCAGAGAACAACAAGAUUUUCAAGAGUGUAAGCUUUUGAGAGUCAGAGGUCCCUUCUUCAGUGGGAGCUCUUGACUCUCAAAAGCUUAGACUCUGAAAAUCUUGUCGGUCUCUUGAGUUGCCGUUAGACUCAGACCCUGCUGUUCUUCUGCAGCCCGACACAGCUAUCCCUCUAAGCCACCUUCUACAGUGAACAGCUUUAAAGGAUGGGCAUCAUACUGACUUUUGGCCUUUCUCGAACUCUGGUCUUCCCCCAUACUUGAGGUUGGGACAGAUGAUUAAGGGUGACUGAAAUGCCUAUGGUGAGAAAUGGAAUUAAAGCCAAAACCCCUUCUUGGGUUGUCAGCUGACCAAGAUAAAUCCUUGGACCUGCUCCUGUGCCUGGAAAAUCAGCUCGCUCGGCAGCAGGUGAAGCUUUUCCUGCAUUGUGGGGAGAAGCUUCGGUUCUUGCCGUUGGCUCUGCAGACUCCAGAGUAUGUGGCUGUUAAAAGUGCUGGAGCAGGUACUGGCUAAAAAGUUGGCAAUCCUGUGUUUCCCCCCCACAGAAUAAAAAGUAUAUUUAAGUUGGGUACUUAAAGGGUGUACGUUUACUUUUUUAAAAAAAUAGAAGUGCAGCCAAAAAGAGAGCGAGAAAAUCCUCUGGAGAAAUCGGGGAGUGUCCGUUAAUCUGCAGAGCCAAAUUUUACCAUCUGAUAAAAAGCAGAUCUAAUUCAUGGUAUUUUGUUGCCCUGAGCAAGGGGGGGUGUGCCGAUCCCUUUCUGGGCCCUCCUCUGCUGGCAGCAGUACAGGCCUUGGAAGGGAUGCCGUUCCCUUUCCGCUAAUGGUGGGGAGCAAGCCGCCCCGCCCCAAAAAGUGAAUCGGUGCUUACGAGCUGGGCUGCUCCAGCAGUUACUUGUUGAGUAGGUGUGUCCCUUUGAGGAGACUUAGUUCCCUCUUGGGGGCAGGAGGCUCAAUAAGCGACUUUCCUUCCAGAUUUCGGCAGUGCCACAAGAAAGCUGUUAAAUAUUGAGAGAUCCAAAAGAUUUUCGUUGGAAAAGACGGAUGCGCACAGGACGAUAUCUCAGACUUUGGGAACCCGGCUUGGGUCGACUAAAAUGCUUGCCGUUUGAUUUCAUGGCAAGUCUGAGAUGUUUACUGACUGGUAUUUUUGUCCCGCAACAAAUGUCACGAGCUCAGUUUAAAAAAAACAAACCCAAAGCGACAGUUUCCGAGUUUAGGUGAGCGGGCGUGUCCCUCUCUGGGUCAGCUUUUUAAUUCGUGUUCCAGUUGGCAUGCACAAAAGGAUCGGCAAGCUGGUCAUGGAAGCCUAGCGAGGGCCCACCUGUUAGGGGUGAGAGAGUCUUAGCUGGCUUGUUGUCGAGUCAACCUGGGUGAUGAGUAUUAAUUCACUUUACGUGGAUCCUUGGUGGUCCAUUGUAAUAAAUGCGCUUUAUUUCAGCAGGAAUGUCUGAUAGUUGGAGAACAUUGACAUUCACAGACCUCGCGCUGAGCAUCCUGCUAAAUUUUUGGAAGGCUUGACAACGCUUUUUGUCCCUUCGGUGUUGAACUCUGAGAACUGCAUUUUGGUGCUGAUCAAUACUGAGUUUUAAGGCACUAACGUCAUUCGACAGGGAACUGUUGCGAUUCACCAAACUUCAGACAUUCCACUGGGAGGCUGAAUUUACUCGUGGGGCAGAGUUCAAUAGUAGAGUGAGAUGGUAUAUGGGAUGGCAGGUGGAGUCCAUCUUUAAGAAUGCUCCCUUGCUUGUAAAAAAAAAGAGACUCUCCCUGCAUGUAGAAAAGGAGCUCUGCUAAAUCUGUUUUUCCUUAUGACCUAGACUUUAUGUGCAGGGAGUCUUCACAUACGCUUGCAGGGGAAAAAAGUAUCUCCUGCAGUCCCUCUGCUGUUCUGGGGUUGCCCACUCAUUCUGCAGCUUGUGUGGAUCAGCUUGUAAAAGAUCUGUCGAGGGAUCAGUCGGGGCUUGGCAAAGUUCAGAGUCUGACUGUCGACUUAGUCUGCUGAGAAGGGAUUGCGGCUAGAAGCAGACCCUUACUCUUGCUGACCAACCAUCCUUUUGUCUAGAAGGUGCAGGGGUCAGGAGAAGGCCUUUCCCAAGGAACCGGCACUGAAAGUUCCCUCUCUGCCUGGUGCAGCUGCUGCCAUUCAGCUGGGUGAGGCUUAAACGAGGGAAGGUCUCACCACUUCUUUCCCAUACGGCUUCCUCUGCAGUCAAGAGCUGUGGGCAAAUCAGAAAAAGGACGCUUCCUAGCAUGGAAGCUUUCUUCCAAAGAGGCCUUUGCAGGGCCGGGCCUCCAAGUGUGCCUUCUGUGCCCCUGUGCUUUUAAUUACAAGUUUGUUUUUUGUGCAUUGCCACGGGUAUCAAUCGGGUGAUUUAGGAUCACUUGGAAGAAAUAGCACAUCUCCC
Eublepharis macularius is the source of this 7419-nucleotide messenger RNA. RefSeq names its product SLC2A4 regulator (gene SLC2A4RG). NCBI's taxonomy places the organism in Eukaryota, Metazoa, Chordata, Lepidosauria, Squamata, Eublepharidae. The record is from RefSeq and is a predicted model, not a curated record. The transcript has 9 exons. Gene Ontology annotation, molecular function: DNA-binding transcription factor activity; RNA polymerase II cis-regulatory region sequence-specific DNA binding. Gene Ontology annotation, biological process: regulation of transcription by RNA polymerase II. The coding region runs from base 105 to 1697 and encodes 530 amino acids. Gene Ontology annotation, cellular component: nucleus.